Brugia malayi is the source of this 1269-nucleotide messenger RNA. Its product is annotated as Nucleotidyl transferase family protein. The transcript is spliced from 8 exons. Gene Ontology annotation, cellular component: cytoplasm. The record is from RefSeq and is a predicted model, not a curated record. Gene Ontology annotation, biological process: biosynthetic process. Lineage: Eukaryota; Metazoa; Nematoda; Chromadorea; Rhabditida; Onchocercidae. The coding region runs from base 1 to 1269 and encodes 422 amino acids. Gene Ontology annotation, molecular function: transferase activity.
AUGUUCCGAUCAGAUUGGGACGAUGCGCAAUUGACGACAUCAAUGACGAUGUCCUUGAAAGCUGUCGUUCUGGUUGGUGGUGAACAAAAAGGUACACGUUUCCGUCCACUUUCACUACAACUUCCGAAACCUUUAUUUCCGAUUGCUGGAGUACCACUCAUCGAACAUCAUAUUGAGCAACUUUCAAAGUUGGCUUCUAUAACGGAAAUUUAUCUGAUCGGAUUCUAUCCGGCAAAAUAUUUUUACGAUUUCAUUCAAAAAUGUACGGAAACAUAUAGCAUUAAAAUUAGAUAUUUGGAAGAACCUGAAGCAUUAGGUACAGCAUGUGGUUUAUAUCAUUUUCGAUCAAUUUUACUUGAGAAUAAUCCAAAUGCACUAUUUGUGCUUAACGCUGAUGUUUGUGGUGAUUUGCCAAUUGCCGAAAUGGCUUAUGAAUUAGCAAUGAAACAGAAUGCUCAUGGAUUAUUACUCACAACCGAGGCUACUCGCGAACAAUCUAUUAAUUAUGGUUCUGUUGUAAUCGAUUCGAAUGGCAAGGUUCUUCAUUAUGUUGAUAAACCAACAACUUUUGUAUCACCACAUAUUUCAUGCGGUGUUUACUUGUUACGCGCAAUUGUUGUUGAAAGAAUUGGUAAAGCGUACAAUUGUUCAGAUACAGAUACAAAGCAAGUUUGGUUUGAAACAGAAGUUUUUCCACAGAUGGCUUCAGAAUCUGUACUCUAUGCUUUGAAAACGAAACGUUGGUGGAGUCAGACAAAAACUGCUGCUGCAGUACUUUAUGCAAAUCGUCAUUAUUUGCGUUUAUAUCAUGUUUCCGAUCCAUCACGGCUGUGCCGUGAUAGAGCGCAGAUCAUUGGCGAUGUCUUCAUCGAUCCAACUGCUGAAAUUGAUCCAACUGCAAAAAUAGGUCCAAAUGUGAGUAUUGGUGCGAAAGCAAAAAUUGCAGCUGGUGUUCGUAUUCGUGAAACUAUUGUUCUAGCUGAAGCAAUAAUCAAUGAGCAUGCUUGUAUAUUACAUUCAGUAAUUGGUUGGCGUAGUGUUGUUGGUGCAUGGGCACGUGUAGAAGGUACACCAAUUUCACCAAAUCCAAAUAUUCCAUUUGCUAAACUAGACAAUAAACCGUUGUUCAAUACUGAUGGUCGUCUUAAUCCAUCAUUAACUAUUCUUGGAUCAGACGUUCAUGUUCCUGCUGAAACAGUUAUUCUUAAUUCCAUUGUUUUACCAUAUAAGGAGCUCACAGCCAGUUACAAAAAUCAAAUUAUAUUGUGA